Molecule: messenger RNA, 635 nt
Organism: Prorocentrum cordatum
Lineage: Eukaryota; Dinophyceae; Prorocentrales; Prorocentraceae
Source: the annotation of a GenBank genome assembly
GCUCGAGUCCUUCCUCCACUGGGCUGCCCGGCGCUCCUCACUGCCCUGCAUGGGAAGAGCGCAGAAGGAGCGCCGGGCAGCCCAGCGCGCCGAUGCGCGCGAGGCCAGCGUUGCGGCGGUGCUCGCCGCGGCGCCGGCCCCGCCCCUGCGCGCGCCCUUGCCCCCCGGGGCGUUGCCCCGGCCGGCGGCGCCCGCACCGCCGCUAGCGCCGGCGCGGAUGCCGCGGAGCAGGAGCCCGCCCUUCGUGGCGUUCCGGCUUGACGGGAAAGGCAAGGGAGAAAGCAAGGGCUCCGACGGCAAGGGCGACGACGGCAAAGGGGGAGGCAAGGGCUUCGACGGCAACGGCGCCGACGGCAAGAGCUGCGACGCCAAGGGCAGAGCCGGGCCCGGAGCUGACGGGAAAGGCAAGAAGGAAGGCAAGGACUCCAACAACAAGGGCCCCGACGGCAAGGGAGGAGGCAAGAGCUCCGACGGCAAGGGCAAGCCUCGGCUGCUGACGCCGGCGGAAGCAGGCGACCGCGCAGUCCAGGCGGCGAACAAGAAAGCGUCCGACUUUGAGUAUGGGCGCCUCUUGAGCGUGGGGGAGCCUUUCAAGAGUAGGGCGGGCAAGACUUUGGUGAAGGUGGAGCUGCGGG